Rubroshorea leprosula is the source of this 496-nucleotide messenger RNA. Lineage: Eukaryota; Viridiplantae; Streptophyta; Magnoliopsida; Malvales; Dipterocarpaceae. The record is from the annotation of a GenBank genome assembly.
AUCAAGAGAGCAAAGCAGAACAAUCAAACUUAUUUAAGUUUCAAGAGAGAAAAAUGUCGACCUUCGGCGGCACGGGAAAUGGCGUUCAGGCUUGGGGCAACGGUGUCAACAACAAUGGAGCGAAUAACUUUGGCACUGGUUCUGGAAGCCAGAACUAUGGCCAAGGUUCUGGAUCUAACCAUGUCAGUGGUGGAAUGUGGAGUGUCACUGGGGCUUAUGGUGGCCGUAUCAACGUUGGCCCUGGUGCUGGAGGACUGAACUCCGGCUCUGCUUCUGGCAGUGUCAACACUUUCAAUGGACAAGCCAACUUGUGGUCCGGAAAUAAAUAGACCACCUUAUUAAGAGUAGUAUGUUUGUUGCCUAAAUAUAUUGCAGCAGACACUGAUGGUGUUACGUAAGUCCUAAUUCUACAAAAUAUAAAUAAAUUAAUUCUGCUGCUUUGUUAUAUUGGGCAAAUUAUAUCUUUUUAAUCGGCAAAUAAAAAGAAUAUUUUAUU